AUGGUAUUGGAAUGCGAAGAUCGGUGUAUGGAAGGGGCGGGCCCUACUUUGUCUGCCAUGUGUCUUGUCCUUCGCUUCUACAACAUAGGAGCUGUUGGUUCUCACCGCGGCAAACUCGCUGAGCCUAUUGGCUCAUUACUCGACCAAGCGCUCGAUGGGCUAUAUUUGUGGAUAUCGUCUAUAAGUGUAGGCCUGGAUGCUGGCUUACAAGAUGCCGGUACCUCAUUCAUCGCCGCACCAGCCAAGGCAGCGAAAGCCUCAUGUGCGGUUGACGGGUACUCUCCCUGCAGUAGCAGCUUACCUGCCGACUUCUGUUGCCCCUCGAGCACUACUUGCGUCUCGGUUGCAUCGAAUACAACCGCGAUAUGCUGCCCCAAGAGUCAGAUCUGCGAUGAAAUCCAGCCAAUAACCUGCGACAUCGACAAGCAGAAUGUCACAGCUUUCCCCGAAAGCCCACUCCAUACAACGAACCUUGAGGAAUCAUUGCCCACAUGCGGCAAGGGCAAUUGCUGCCCUUUUGGUUAUCGAUGCAACAGCUCCGGCAACUGCGAAAUCGUCAAGAAACCGACAAAGACCUUGACGACGACAACUUCCCAUACUUGGUCGCCGACCACCUCGACAGUUCGCAGGACAUCGGAGUCUACUUCUUCAUCACCUACAACCACACCUACAACAACUAACACUACAGAUACCACUGUGUCGGCAGUGGACUCCGACGAUCGGCCGUCGUCAUCAAACACAAAAACUGGCGUGGCUGUGGGAACCGCAUUCGGUGCCUUUUCGGUGGUUGGUGCUUUGUUUUAUUGCUGGUUUUGGCGAACGAAGGGGAAGCCUGUGGUCAACGCGUUUGGGCUUGCGAGAAAACAGCAGAACAUUCGUUCACCCCAAAUGCAAGAGCUCUCGAGGUUGCCUACGUGGAAAAAUCAAAAUGGUAACCUUGGGUCAGAAUGGAAAGAACCGUCCAGAGUUAUGGGGGAGGCAAUUUUUGUGGCAGAACUUCCUGCAACGCCUGUAUCAUUCAGUGUCUGGGAUAGGGACCUCAAUGUGGCACCUGUAAAGCCGAAGCAUCAGUACAAGGCUUACUCGAGACAAUCUUCCAUUCAGCCAGGCGAUGUUUUCAAAGACGUUGGCAGGUAA
This is a messenger RNA of Pseudomassariella vexata, 1137 nucleotides long. RefSeq lists its product as uncharacterized. Bases 1 to 1137 code for a protein of 378 amino acids. The record is from RefSeq and is a predicted model, not a curated record. The transcript is spliced from 2 exons. NCBI's taxonomy places the organism in Eukaryota, Fungi, Ascomycota, Sordariomycetes, Amphisphaeriales, Pseudomassariaceae.